GAGCCGUUGAGAGUUGAGCUCGGCCCGGGGCCGGGGGUCUUAUUCCAUUCAAUACAAAAACCAAGCACAAGAAAAAGGAAAGCAGGGGAGGGGGGGAUGGAAGGGAAAUGAAAUGACCCAAGUGGAUUUCGCAGUCAAAGGAGGAAGAGCCUCCUAAAUCCUAAUCCUUGCCUAUAUAGUGUGCUGUGUGCCUCCUCCCCUCCUCCCCUCUUAAUAAAACGCCACUGGUUUUUCCACCCAUCUCAACUUCUUCUUCUUCUUCUUCUUCUUCUUCUUUCUCCCAACCGAAUCUGAAUCCAUCCCUCUCUCUCUUCUUUUCGCUUGCUCCCCAUCCCCGCUGAUCUUGGAUCUGUACGGAUCUCGGCCUUCGUUCCCUCUCAGCUCUGCUCGGGACCUAGCUUAAGGGGAAAAAGGGAAGCGACCACAAGGGGAGGGUGGAAGAAAAAAGAUGCCCAGAAGAAGCGGAGAGAGGCCACAUCGUGGCGAGCUUCAACGAGGCGGAGCAGGACGGCGACGGCAACGGCAACGGCAAGAGGGGAGGAGGAGAGGGCGGCGGCCGAGGAGCCGCAGCCCUUCUUUCAGCGUCAAGAGCAUGCUCUGGCACGGCGGCUCCGUUUGGGACGCCUGGUUCACUGCGCCUCCAAUCAAGUGGCGCAGGUGCUGCUGACGCUGCCGUAUUCGUUCUCGCAGCUGGGGAUGCUGUCGGGGGUGCUGCUGCAGCUGUUCUACGGCUUCAUGGGCAGCUGGACCGCCUACCUCAUCAGCGUCCUCUACGUCGAGUACCGCGCCCGCAAGGAGAAGGAGAACGUCAGCUUCAAGAACCACGUCAUCCAGUGGUUCGAGGUGCUGGAUGGCCUGCUGGGCCCUUACUGGAAAGCCGCCGGCCUCGCCUUCAACUGCACCUUCCUCCUCUUCGGCUCCGUCAUACAGCUCAUCGCUUGUGCCAGCAACAUAUACUACAUAAACGACCGGCUGGACAAGAGGACGUGGACGUACAUCUUCGGGGCGUGCUGCGCCACCACGGUGUUCAUCCCCUCCUUCCACAACUACAGGAUUUGGUCCUUCCUCGGCCUCGGCAUGACCACCUACACCGCCUGGUACCUCACCAUCGCCGCCCUCCUGCACGGCCAGGUGGAGGGCGUGAUUCACUCGGCUCCAGCCAAGCUCGUACUGUACUUCACCGGCGCCACCAACAUCCUCUACACUUUCGGCGGCCACGCCGUCACCGUGGAGAUCAUGCACGCCAUGUGGAAGCCGCAAAAGUUCAAGUACAUCUACCUGCUGGCGACGCUGUACGUUUUUACGCUAACGCUGCCAUCGGCAGCGGCCGUGUACUGGGCAUUCGGUGACCAGCUGCUGAAUCACUCCAACGCGUUCUCUCUGCUGCCCAAGUCCGGGUUCAGGGAUGCUGCGGUGAUCCUCAUGCUGAUCCACCAGUUCAUCACCUUCGGGUUUGCCUGCACCCCGCUCUACUUCGUGUGGGAGAAGGUGAUCGGAAUGCAUGACACCAAGAGCAUCUGCCUUCGGGCGCUGGCUCGAUUGCCGGUGGUGAUCCCCAUCUGGUUCUUGGCAAUCAUCUUCCCCUUCUUCGGGCCCAUCAACUCGGCCGUCGGCGCGCUUCUCGUCAGCUUCACCGUCUACAUUAUUCCCUCCCUCGCCCACAUGCUCACUUACCGCAAGGCCUCAGCCAGAAUGAACGCCGCGGAGAAACCCCCUUUCUUCCUACCUAGCUGGACGGGCAUGUACGUGGUGAACGCAUUCAUUGUGGUGUGGGUGCUGGUGGUGGGAUUCGGGCUUGGCGGAUGGGCCAGCGUGACCAACUUCGUGAAGCAGGUCGACACGUUCGGCCUCUUCGCCAAAUGCUAUCAGUGCCCGAAGCCACCCACCCCGGCCGCCCCAGCCCCGCUGCAGCAUCCAUAAAAUUCAGACUUAUUACCUUAACUCCCUUAAUAGCAGUCCCCCUCUUCACACCUAAGAAGUUUGCCUCCUCUCCGUUUUUUGGGUCACCACCUGUAACAUACAGCAGAAAGGUGCGAAGCUAGCAUCAGAAGUGGGGCCCCCUCUACUGCUGCUCCCGCCCUUCUGGUCCUCCUCAAUUUGCCUCUUCUUUUGGCUUCUCAAUUAAUUAGUUUGGCUUUCCCCAUAUGAUGAUGUUUCCCUUUUUUUUCUUAUUUGAUAUUUGAUAUAAUAUAUACUUUUUAGUUUGGUAUAUGUUUAUGGUAUUGGUGAUGAUUCCGUCUGCCGGCGAAAAGCAAAUUCAAAGGCCCUUGUCAUCAAUUUUGGGCCUUCUUCCUGAUAACGCUUCCUUUGUUAUAAACAUAGCCGCUACUUGCUACGGCAUUUACAAAUA
Molecule: messenger RNA, 2350 nt
Organism: Ananas comosus (pineapple)
Lineage: Eukaryota; Viridiplantae; Streptophyta; Magnoliopsida; Poales; Bromeliaceae
Product: auxin transporter-like protein 1
Exons: 8
Coding region: 697-1920 (407 amino acids)
Cellular component (GO): plasma membrane
Source: RefSeq, a predicted model, not a curated record